AUGAUGAACUUAUGCCUUGGAUACGACAACAAAUAUUUCUCCAUGAGAUCUAUUUUUAUCGGACAUGGACCUAGGUUUAAGAGCGGAAAGAAAGUACCGUCGUUUGAGAAUGUUCAGAUCUACAAUGUUGUUGCAGAGAUACUCGGACUCCGACCAACUUCGAACAAUGGCUCUUCUUUAUUCAGUAGGAACAUUCUCUCAAACUUUGGAAAAACAGGGAAAUUUGAAUGA
This is a messenger RNA of Arabis nemorensis, 231 nucleotides long. NCBI's taxonomy places the organism in Eukaryota, Viridiplantae, Streptophyta, Magnoliopsida, Brassicales, Brassicaceae. The record is from the annotation of a GenBank genome assembly.